AAAUAGUACAUAUUAAUAAAACAAACAUACACAUUAGUACCGCCAUCCCCAUAGUGUAUGAGACAAAUGUAUGCAUUUCAGAGCUAUUGUUUUUGCGAACUUCCUUCUUGGGAAAACUCUCCCCCGUGGACUAAUUCAAAACAAAUCUUAAAGAAAGAUAUUACAUUUACACCGUAUAAUAUAUAAAAUCAUAAAUGGACGCAUGUAUAAGUCAAAGUACAGCGAAAUAGUGAUUAAUCUUAAACAAAUGGAAUACUUAAAAGUUGAGAGUGAAGGGAACAAAUUUGUUGUAUCACUCCAAAUGAAGAAACAAAAAUUUACUCCCAAAUUCCCUAAAUCAAAGAAGUUACAUACACAUUUAAAAAAAAAAAUAAAAUAAAAUAAUUCCGAAUAUACCCUUCACCAAUCUCUACCUUACCAAUGCAAGUGCAGGCUGAGUCUCCUCAUCUCCCUCCCUACUCCUUUCUACAAGUCCUUACCACCUGCACACUCCUCUGUAACCCAAACAAAAGUUCUGUAUUUCACAAAAAAACAUCAAUUACAGAUUUCCCUUUAUUUUUUUUAAUAAAGCAAAAGUAGAAUAUUUAGAGAGAGAAAUUGAAAGAGACGCUACUAUUACCAUUACCCAACCUCAAAACCCUACUCACUCUCUUUCGCUUUCUCUCUCUAAAACUCACUCACUUUCUCUCUCCUCCAUGGAAAGACCUUACUCUACCUCCCGACCACCUACAUUCUCUUCCAAGAAGAAACCGCCUCCUCUUUCUUCUUCCUCUUCUUCUUCUUCCUUCCUCAACAACAAUGGCGGAUUCUUCACUAAUACUUCAUACGACGACGUUUUUGGUGGUCCUCCUAAGUUUACUUCGUCUUCUUCUUUAGCUCCUCGUCCUGAAGAUUACACUGAAAUUUUCGGCGCUUUUAGGUCGUCGUCUUCUUCUUCAAGGUCGUCUUCUUCGAUUCCUGUUCUUGAUCUUCCUGCUGUUCCUGACGACAUUCAUUCUGCUGCCGCCGCGUUUUUCGACUAUUCCGAGGUUUUCGGCGGUUUUAAUGCUGUUGAUUUUGCUGUUCCUUUUGAUGAGCUUUUCCGACCGUGUGAUGGCUCGUUUUGCGACGGUGAUGCUGACGGUGACGGCGAUGGUUCCUCCGAUGAAGCCUGGACCCCAGUUGGUACAGAGUCUCUCUCUGAUGAUGAUUCAGAUCCAUUUGCUUUUUCUGAAAAGAGUGGAAACUCUCAUCAACCUUCGGAAAGCCAAGAAUUUAACGUUUCUUACCAUAAAGUUAAUCCGGGAACCAGCACAUAUGUGCCAAACAUGACACAUGUAGCUAAACUAAAUGACGUGUCUGGAUAUACUUGUGUAUUUGACGAAGCCACAUCUUUGAAAGAGAUGGGAAAUGAUGUGUGCUCACCAGUUGUUGAUGACGUUGUCAUUAGCAUGGGAAAUGAAACUAUGUCUCAUGCCUCAUAUGAUAGUGACCAGAGAUCUGGAAAAGCUUGUGUGGAUAGUAUGUCUAAUAUAAAUUCUAUAUUUGCAUCUGUAUCUGAUGCCAACCUCAGAACAGAACCGUCCCAAAAGUUCCAAUUGCCGCCUCCAUCAAGACUGCCAUCUGUGUUAACAGACAGUAAUGAAGAAUUUCACGAGAUGAAUUCAAGUCCUAUGGCUUCUGAAAGAUGUGGUUUGGAGGCAAAUGUUAACUAUAACUUACCACCAUCUUUUGACAUGGAGGUAAAUGCAAGUACUUCUGCUGCUGCUUCUGCUGCUGCUAUGAAAGAUGCAAUGGAGAAAGCUCAAGCAAAACUGAAAGCUGCGCGGGAGUCAAGAGACAGGAAGGACAGAGUUCAGAACAGUGGAAAGCUGCAAUUAAAGACUGAUGUAAAUGGCGGCGGUAAUGUUCAAGGGGUACGUGAUGAAAAUUUGGCUGAAGAGACCAAAGUGCACGCAACAAGUGAUAGAGGUCUUGGUAAGAUAAAAAAUUCUGCUAAAACUAGGCAUGAUAAAACUGCCUCACAUAGUUUACCAGAUAACCUGGUUGUUGAACAGCCUACUGCGGGAUCUGUAAAACCAGCUGAGACAAAACAAGGGAAGAAAAGUAGCUUGUCCAUGGAUACAGAUGUGGCUGGUCAAUGGAAGGAGGCUAGGCAAUAUUAUGAAUUUGUAAAUAGUGACAACACUAGAUUAGUUACUCAACCACCCAGUAGUAAUGGUGAUGCACAGAUAGGAACCAAGCGGCAGGACAAUGAUAAUCAUGAUUCGGAUUCGGCUGGGGAGGCUUGUGUAGCAGGAGAAAAUCGGCGAAGGCUAAAAGCAACAAAAGCAGUAUCUAGACAAGAAUACUAUGAGAAAAUGGUCAAGGUGGCUCAAGACGUUCAUGACAGUGUGAUCUGUGGGCAUGUGGAACCUGACAAAAGACAGAAGCGUAGGUCUCAGGGAAAUCCAAGACAGCUGAAACCUGAGUUGGUCUAUGAACAGGAAAAUAAUGACAUUCUACCUAGCAAAGCUCAAAAAAAGGAGGAAUAUCCUGGUGAGGUUAUUCAUAAACAACCUGGGAAGCGAUCAGUAACCGUGCUUGAGAAAGGAGAGCAUAAGAAUGAAAGUGAGGCUUGUCAUAGUGAACUGGUUGACAAGCAUGAUGACCCCUCUGAAUUGAACGAGGAAGAAAUGAGAGGAUCAUGUGAAAGGGAUGAGGGUGAAUUAAGAGUGCAUGAUCCUGUAGUGAGAGGAGAACAUGAGCAGAAAGCAGAAGAACCCUGCGACAGACCAAGGACUGAGACUAGACAGCCAGAGGCUCAUAAGAAGAAAAUGACCAAGGAGUCUAAGGAAGUGGCGGACAAGAGAUUAGAGGAAACUUUUGUGGAUGUUUUAAUGGGAGAUAGAUUGCAAAAAUCAUGUGACAGUGAAGAAAAGGACAACACAAGAUACUUGCAGCAAAUGAAAGCUGCAGAUAAGAGAUUGAAGGAUGCUUUUGAGGAUGUCUCUGGCAGGGAGAGGUUAGAAAGAGUGUCUGAAAGCCAAGAAAACGAGACAAGAAAUUUGCAGCAAAGAGAUGAAUAUGAAAAUCAUCGUGAGCAAGCAUUUGAUGGCCAAGAAUCUAAGAAGCCGCUAGAAAAAUGUGUAGUACUGGAGAAGUCUGAGAUAAAUAAAGCAGCUUCUAAACAAGAGGCAAGGAGACAAAGGUUUAAUGAGUAUCCUAAUCCAAUUGUAGACUACAAUAGCUCAGCUGAGGGUCAGAAACAAGAUGAAAGUAAAGAGAAGCUUGAGAAGACUACUGAGCUGAAGCAUACUUCUUUGCGGGGAUUUGAGAUGGAAAAAAUUGGAAAAAUCAAUGAGAAUGCUGAUGACAGGGAAGUUCAGAAGGGUGAAGACAAAAGUUACAUAAAGAUCGAGUUGGAGGAUGAGAACCAGGGGCCUCAUAGCUCCCCAGAUAUGAAGCUGCCUACGAAGGAUAAACAUGUGAAGUCUUCUGACGGGGCUAACCUGUACAAGAUGGACGUGGAACUGAAUAUGUCUUGUAAACUUAAGAAGUCACAAAUGAAAGUUGAUGGAUCCAAGGAUGUAAGUUCUCAGAAAGGGAAUGAAGAGAUCGACUCUGCACCAUCAGAUGACAAAAGCAAGUUGGAAGCAGUUAAAACGGCUGAUGUUCUGAUUGAUGAAAGACAAGUAGAAGCUACUGCUGCUCAGGUGGGCCCUAAUGAAUGUGAGCUUGAGGGAAGGACAAUUCCGGCCUCAAAAACACUUGAUUUGAAUGACAAAAACACCUCGACACGUACUGAUUGUAUUAGAAAUGAACAAAACCUGAAAGAGGCGAGUAGGAAAGUUGCGCAGUCAGCCUCAAAUCCUAAUUUGGUGAAGGAUCCUAAUGUAGAUAUAGGAGGAAAGAGAAAUCUAGUAGGGGAGGGUCAGGCCCACAUCGUGCACAAGGAGAAAGCUAGAUCCACAGUUGCUGAUGAUAUUAAUGGGUUUAAUGAGCAUGCUAGUAAGGUAGAACCUGAAGGUCAUACUGUACUGUCUGAGGGGAAGGACAAUUUCCAGAAUAUAUCUGACCUGCCUAAUAUAGGCCAAAGCAUUGAAAGAAAGGGGAAGAUUAGCAAUCAUAAUUUCACUUCAGAAGAGAAAGAUGAAGACAAAAAGCGAGACCUGGAAGAGGAACGUCUUCAGAAGCUCGAGGAAGAGAGAGAGAGAUUGAGAGAAAGGGAAAAGGAUAGAAUGGCAGUUGAAUUAGCAGUACGUGAAGCCCGUGAUAGGGCAUAUGCAGAUGCCAGAGACAGGGCUGAAAGGGCUGCUCUAGAAAAGGCAACGGAUGAAGCACGGCAAAGAGCAAUGACGGAGGCCCGGGAGAGGUUAGAGAAGGCCUGUGCAGAGGCUAGGGAUAGGUCACUAGCUGACAAGGCAUCAUCAGAGGCCAAAUUGAGGGCAGAGCGUGCUGCAGUAGAGAGAGCAAAUGCAGAAGCUCGACAACGUGCCAUUGAGAAAGCAGUGGCUGAGAGGGCUACUCUUGGGGCACGAGAAAGAAUUCAAAGAUCUGUUUCUGAAAAGUAUACAUCGGAGAGAGAUGUGAUCAUGAGGCAGAGCUCUUUCCCCACAAGUAGUGAGAGGUUCGAAGCAGCUAAUGGCGAACCUGCCGAACGGUGCAAGGCCAGAUUAGAGAGACAUAGACGAACAGUGGAACGGGUGGCAAAAGCACUUGCGGAAAAGAAUAUGCGUGAUCUUCUUGCUCAAAGGGAGCAAGCAGAGAGGACUCGGUUUGCUGAAACUCUUGAUGCCGAUAUCAGAAGAUGGUCUGGUGGCAAAGAAGGCAAUUUGCGAGCUUUGUUAUCCACAUUACAAUAUAUCCUUGGGCCAGAUAGCGGUUGGCAGCCAAUUCCGCUGACAGAAGUAAUAACUGCUGCUGCGGUGAAAAAAGCUUACAGGAAAGCCACUCUUUGCGUGCAUCCUGACAAACUACAACAGCGCGGUGCUACUGUCCAACAGAAGUAUAUAUGUGAAAAGGUUUUUGAUCUCCUGAAGGAAGCUUGGAACAGAUUCAACUCAGAGGAGAAAUAGAGUAGGCUAUUAAGAGCCGAGGUUAUGUAUUUGGUAUUUCAUACUUUUGAAAGUGUAUAUAUGUAUAGCCAUCAGUCUUGUGAAGAUAUCUUUAGAAUGUAGAAGCUGAUCUGUGCUGUUUCACAGAAGGAAAGAAGCACAGGUUUAAGGUGCAUCCGCCGCUAAUUCUUGUCUGGUUUGGGAUCACACAAAAGUAUCAGGUGAUUAUGCUUAUGAGUUCUACAUAAUAGAAGUAGCUCAUAUCUUCCUAUAGCCCUAUUGCUAUGUACGGAGUACUAUAUUAUGUUCCAAGCUAGAUUUCUAAUUCUUGCUAUAUACAAAGUAUAUGCCAUUAAUGCCAAUCUGACUGAAACCAGUGAGUUUUCGAUACAUUUACCUUUGGACUCAAUCGUCGGGACUUUUGAACACCAGCUAAUGUGAAUGGGUGUGACGAAGUCACUUCUGGCGUGAUGGGGUUUGGGGAUACAUGAUAUCUCCAUCUCAAAGUAGAAUCAUAGUCAUGUGAUCUUUGCCGGAAGAUAAGCAUAAAAAUUCAAAAAUUGAGGGUUAGCAUGAAAGAAAAAAUCAUAACUUUCCAUGACAAUUAUUAGACCCAGCAUUAUGUAUACCACUAGGAUAAGUAAUUGGUUUUCUUGCUCUUUCUACUAUCUGAUUAUGUUGUGUAGUAAGUCACACACUAAUCCAUUUGACCAAUUCCAUGAUUAUGUUGUGUCGGCCUAAAAAGACUUACGGAGUAUAUCUUAACCUAUAAAAUAUUUUCUUUUAUUGAUAAUGUAAUACUGUACGAGCUUUCUAAAGUUUUAAAAAUGUAUUUUAAGAAUGUGUUGCUAGUGAUAUGACUUCUUACCCUUGUUUUGACGAAGAUUGAAAUAGAGUUUUCAUUAUGUAUCUUGGUUGGUUAUUUGUUGGCUUGCGACAUUGGAAGGGCAAUAUCGCUUCCAGGGUUGAGGCGGAAGGAGAGAUCCAAAUCCAUUGGCUAUAACCCGAAUCAAAGGUUGGCAACCGAACAUCUUACCUUGUGACACCCCAUUUGAUAGGAAGGUGAGAGUCGAACCUCCAACCUUUAAUAGAGAGGUGGGAGGUUGAGUACCUAUUUCAUUUUCAUUAGGUCUAUCAAUAUGCAUUUAAUUUUGGAAAUUGUAUCGUUUUUCAUGUUUCUUCCACGCACCUAAAAUUUAUGAUAAAAAUGUAUAGCUAAGAGUUACGUAUUAAAGAAUUCUUUGAGACUAGGUAUUUAGCAAAGGCUAUUCAAUUACGUGUGGCCUGUGUCAACUUUUCCCAUA
Messenger RNA from Chenopodium quinoa (quinoa), 6319 nucleotides. RefSeq names its product auxilin-like protein 1. The transcript is spliced from 7 exons. Gene Ontology annotation, cellular component: cytoplasm; vesicle; intracellular membrane-bounded organelle. NCBI's taxonomy places the organism in Eukaryota, Viridiplantae, Streptophyta, Magnoliopsida, Caryophyllales, Amaranthaceae. Bases 696 to 5036 code for a protein of 1446 amino acids. Gene Ontology annotation, molecular function: clathrin binding. The record is from RefSeq and is a predicted model, not a curated record. Gene Ontology annotation, biological process: clathrin-dependent endocytosis; clathrin coat disassembly.